Messenger RNA from Spathaspora passalidarum NRRL Y-27907, 1077 nucleotides. RefSeq names its product peptidylprolyl isomerase. Gene Ontology annotation, molecular function: peptidyl-prolyl cis-trans isomerase activity; protein tyrosine phosphatase activator activity. The transcript has a single exon. NCBI's taxonomy places the organism in Eukaryota, Fungi, Ascomycota, Pichiomycetes, Serinales, Debaryomycetaceae. The record is from RefSeq and is a predicted model, not a curated record. The coding region runs from base 1 to 1077 and encodes 358 amino acids. Gene Ontology annotation, biological process: mitotic spindle organization. Gene Ontology annotation, cellular component: nucleus; protein phosphatase type 2A complex; cytoplasm.
AUGGCAACACCAGUUAAGAGAAUCACUACGCGUGACGAUUUAGAUAAAUGGUUAGAUUCACAAACAUUUAAUCAAGUUCUCUCAUUUAUUACCGAUUUACAGGAAUCCAUAGUCGGUAAACCCAACGACGAACCAAUUACAGAAUCACAAAUAGUCACUCAGCUUCAAGCAGUACUUGACAGUAUCAACACUAUAAUCGACAAUCAUCCUGUUAUCCAGGAGAAAGACAUUUCAAGGUUUGGUAAAGUUGAAUUCCGUGAUUUUUACGACAAUGUGGCCAAACAGUCACCAAGUUUACUCUCGCCUUUACUUACUAAUCAGGAACAUACUCUUGAAAUAGCAACAUAUUUCAAUGAAUCGUGGGGAGACCGAACAAGAAUCGAUUAUGGAUCAGGUCACGAACUCAACUUCAUCUGCGUCCUUUUCUGUCUUAAGCAACUCGACUGUAUCACACCACAAGACUACCCAGGACUACUCCUCCAUGUUUUCACCAAAUAUAUGAAAACAAUGAGGCGAUUACAAAAGCAGUACUGGUUGGAACCAGCCGGUUCUCAUGGUGUCUGGGGAUUAGACGACUAUCAUUUCCUACCAUUCCUUUUUGGUGCUGCACAAUUGCUGACCCACCCUCACAUGAAACCCAAACUGAUUCAUAACCCAGAGUUGGUGGAAAUGUACAAGAACAAAUACAUGUAUAUGGAAUGUAUUGACUUUAUUAAUAACAUCAAAACCACCAGAAACGGAGAAAAAUUGAGUAUCCGUUGGCAUUCACCUAUGUUGGAUGAUAUAUCGGCUGCGAAAAGUUGGGCCAAGAUCAAAGAGGGGAUGGUUAAAAUGUACAAGGUCGAAGUAUUGGGGAAAUUACCGAUUAUGCAGCAUUUUAUGUUUGGUCAAUUGAUACCUUGUCCCCCAGGUGUUAGUGCCCCUCAUGAACAUCAUGAAGAUGAAUGUGGGCAUAUUCAUAGUAAAGAUUUGGUGAAUACUUGGGGCGAUUGUUGUGGGAUAAAGAUUCCCAGUGCCAUUGCCGCCAGUGAAGCACUUAAAAAGGAACAAUCACAAAAGCCAAUUCCGUUUGAUUAG